Messenger RNA from Hemiscyllium ocellatum (epaulette shark), 4228 nucleotides. It is a transcript of the gene trappc2, whose product is annotated as trafficking protein particle complex subunit 2. NCBI's taxonomy places the organism in Eukaryota, Metazoa, Chordata, Chondrichthyes, Orectolobiformes, Hemiscylliidae. The coding region runs from base 98 to 520 and encodes 140 amino acids. The transcript has 5 exons. The record is from RefSeq and is a predicted model, not a curated record. Gene Ontology annotation, biological process: endoplasmic reticulum to Golgi vesicle-mediated transport. Gene Ontology annotation, cellular component: cytoplasm; nucleus; TRAPP complex.
UGGCGUGUCGGACGUCCUCUUCCAAUCGCCUUCUCCGUUGGUUGCAGGUGAGCUGUCGCCAGGGCCUGGGCUGAGGAGACGCGGUUAAAUCAGAGACAUGUCUGGUAGUUUUUAUUUUGUUAUAGUUGGACACCAUGACAACCCUGUUUUUGAAAUGGAGUUUCUUCCAGCAGGCAAAAUGGAGCCCAAAGAUGAUCACCGACACUUGAACCAGUUCAUAGCUCAUGCUGCUCUGGAUUUAGUAGAUGAGAACAUGUGGUUAUCCAACAAUAUGUAUUUGAAAACUGUUGACAAGUUCAAUGAAUGGUUUAUCUCUGCAUUUGUUACAGCUGGACAUAUGAGAUUUAUUAUGUUGCAUGAUGUGCGUCAGGAAGAUGGAAUAAAAAAUUUUUUUAAUGAUGUCUAUGAUUUGUACAUUAAGUUUGCCAUGAAUCCAUUUUAUGAACCUAAUACCCUAAUUCGAUCAACAGCAUUUGACAGAAAAGUUCAGUUCUUAGGAAAGAAGCACCUACUGAGCUGAACAAAAAUAUACUGAAGACUACAGGAUAUCAGAAGUACCUUUAACUGUGUAUAGCAUUGUCUGUAUUGGUAACUUUACUCUUCAACUGUAUUAUUCCUUUGUGUAUAUGUAUUUAUUUAUAUAAAGAAAUCAAUGUUGGGCUUUGGCACAUAUAUUUACUAAGUGCAAGUUAUGUAGGUUGCCUUACAGUAAGUCUGCAUGUUGAACAGUUUUCUUUGUAAUUAAUCAGCUAUAUCUAUAUUAAAGCUUGAAACUUCAGCUUAAACAAUUUGUCAAUGUGCAAGGAUGUCUGCCUAUAUAGAAACUGGGUCAUGUGUGGUGCUGGAAACACUGAUUCACCUGCUCUGCAGAUGCUGCCUGACCUGUGCUUUUCCAGCACCACAUUCUUGAUUCUGAUCUCCACUCCUCACUUUGUCCUACAUAGACACUCAGCCCUGCCCACAACUAUUUACAAUGUUUGGGAGAAGAUUUGUAGCUCGGGUGCUUGUUGUUGUGGUUUUGUUCACUGAGCUGGGAGUUCUUAUUGCAAACGUUUCGUCCCCUUUCUGGUUGUCAUCCUCAUUGUUUGGGAGUGCUGUGAGGAGGCAUGGCACUCAUCCACAGAUUCUAUCAACAAACACGUUGACCUGGACCCAAUAUACCGGCCACUGCAGCAGACAGCAACUGACAACCAGAAGCGGCAGAAACAAGCCACUAUCAAUGCCCGAGGAAACACGACAGAAGCGCUUCACAGGAGGCUCCCAAGCACUGAGGAUGUCACCUAGAAAGGGGAUGAAACAUUUACAACAAAAACUCCCAGCUUUGCAAAUGGAACCACAACAACUAUUUACAAUGAUUUAGUUUGGAUUAUUUCACUACUGCAAAAGCUUAUGAAUUGUGGCAGUAGGUACUGGUUAUAGGAAUGAUCAUUCAGUUCAUUCAACACAGCUAACUUUAGCCAGAGUGUAUCCUGACUGCAAAAAUCUAAUUACUUGAGCUGGCAUGCAGCUGAAUUCCAUAGUUAGUAGAAAAGGCAAGUAUUCCCUCAGGAGCCUUUAAUUGGGGGUCCCAGCCUGUCAAAACAGGAUGAAAUACCAUGGCAUGUCUGGACAGGUGAGAGGCAGUGGAGACAAUCUAACACCAAUCUGUAAAAGACUCACCUGUGCCCUAUAAUGCAAACUGUAAGCAUUUUGGGGAGAUGGGAUCAAUGUGAAAAUCCAUUCAAACUGGGGGUGUGAGCUGAAACAGGAGUCCACCAUAAGCAUGAGAAACCUUGACAUAUUAAGGAAAUGAUUAUACUAAUUUGGAUUCAUUGAGCAGAGAUAUUGUCUUUUAUUGACUGCUGUAACGAUACUGGAGUGUGACUAGUGAGGCAACCCAGGGUAUAAUGAAUGGUAUUUGAUGGUAAUAAAACACCCAUUAUUAGAUACAUUGAAUAAAAUAGAAUAGUCCUGUAUCAGCUGUGUAAUUUUAAACAUUUAAUUGAAAAUGUAUUUCUAAAGCCAAAAGUUUACUGCAGAUAUAAAUUCUGUGGCUGUCUGAAUAGCAGCUCUGGAAUGUCACAUGAUAGUAUUUAAGUAGCUUCAAGAGCAGAUAUGCACUAUAACAGAUAGCAGUCUGGAGCCAUGAUUGCAUUUGCCCCUUUCAUAAAUACACAGGUUCAGGGGUUAAAAGUGAGUUUCAACUGUGUGCACAUAUUAUGGCUGAAGUACAGGUCAAUAAAACUCUUGCUCCAUACUGGAAGACAUUCAGCAAGCCAGUUCAAAAGGAAACAAGAAUUUCAGCUAUCUGUAAAGUCAAAAUAGACUGAACUAUCACCCUGCUGCUAUCUGUAUAUGUCGCAUUAUUUCUUCUCUGCUAAACUUUAUCUUAAUUUAUGUUAAUGAAAGAAAGAGUAUCUUAAAACAUUUCAGCCUAGGAGACCAUGCCUGCACAAGAGGAUUGAUUACAAUGGUUAAUGUAAAUCAAACAAGGAAGGCAGGUUAUUAAAGAGGAGCCUGUUCAGCAUUCACCAAAAACUUGACAAGUUAGGUACCUCAUCUGAAAAGUGGGCAGAACAGUGGUUAGCACUGCUGCCUCAGUGCCGCCAUUCCAACCUGUGACCUUGCCCUCUGACAUUAUUCUGUCAAAGUCAGAUGAACAGCAUGUAAACACACACUUUGGUCCAACUUAUCCAUGCUGAUCAGCUAUCUCAUUUGCCAGUACCUGAUCCAUAUCCCUCUUAAACCUUUCUUAUUUACCCAUCCAGAUGCCUUUAAAACAUUGCAAUUGUGCCAGCCUCCACCACUUUCUUUACAGCUCAUUCCAUACAUGCACCACCACCUGCAUGAAAAAGUUUUCUCUAAGGACUCAAGAUUUUUCUCCUCCUCACCCAAACCUAUGCGCUCUAGUUCUUGACUCCACCCCCCGAGAGAAGACCUUGUCUAUUUACCCUAUCCAUGCUCAAUAUUUUAUAAACCUCCAUAAGGUGACUCUGAUCAGCAAUACUCCCCAGGAUCCUACAAUUAAGCAAAAGUCCUGCUCUGAAUUGCCUCUCCAAAAUGCAGCACUUCACAUUUAUCGAAAUUAAACUCCAUCUGCACAACCUGAUCAAGAUCCUGCUGUCCUCUGAAGUAACCUUCUUCACUGUCCACUAUACCUCCAAUUUUGGUGCCAUCUGCAAACUUACUAAUAAUACCUAAUCAUUAAUUUAAAUGACAAAAAGCAACAACAAUCCUUGUGGCACACUAGUCUGAAAGGCAAUCCUCCACCAUGACCUUGUCUUCUACCUUUGAGCCAGUUCUGUAUCUAAAUGGCUACUUCUCCCUGUAAUCCAAAAGAUCUAGCCUUGCUAACCAGUCUACCAGGAGGAACCUUGUCGAAUGCCUUAGAUCUAUUUCAGAUAUAGAUCACAUCCACUGCUCUGUCCACAUCAAUCUGUUACUUCUUCGGAAAGUUCAAAAGAACAGAAACUCAUCUUUUGUUUAAAUAGUUAACCACAUUCUCGUCUCAAUUGCUUAACAAUUUUUCCAUUAUUUUAUUUUCUUUCCCAUUUUUUUGCUUUGCACCAGUUUGUUUCUUUCUCUGAAGAUGGUGCUUUAACUUUGAUAUAAUUUCUACUUUAUUUCAGACUUCCAGGCCUUUUACUUUUAAGAUCUUGACAGUACAUCAUUCAUUUAAGUGUCAGUCGUAACUAUUUGCUCAAGACAAUAGACAGGUUUUUAAACUCAUCAUCACCUUUGAGUCAAAAGUCCAAACCUGAUCACUGAGCAAAGACUGAAACUAAAGUCCAGACCUCUAAGUCUGAGCUUCUGGAACAGAGUUGGGUUAAGUAAAAGAUUCAAAAAUGUGAAUGAAAUUAAUGAGUAAAUUACAGCAUGAAAUAUGCAACUGAUAUCCAAACUGUCAAAAUCUUCACUUUGACAGAUUUAAAAUACUGGGAAAAAAAAAGAAACACAAAAAAGCAGCCAAUGAUUAAAUAAUUUUAUGCAGCAACUAACAAAAGCAGUGGCAAUAAUGCAAAGAUGACAUUGUUAGAAAUGGCUACUCAAUUCUCAGCAGUGUGCAGUGAUUUAACAAAUGCAACUCUCAUCAACAUUAAAAUGUAAUUCAGCAGCACCUUAACAGCCAAAGUUGACAGUAGAGAUCCUAAUUUGUUAAAUGGGUCAUUUUAACUGUUACAAGCAGCACAUUUACUGUAAAGCUUCAAAAUAAAGUGCUUUUAUAUUUAACUCCACCUUUCUGUAACCG